Papilio polytes (common Mormon) is the source of this 1594-nucleotide messenger RNA. RefSeq lists its product as uncharacterized. NCBI's taxonomy places the organism in Eukaryota, Metazoa, Arthropoda, Insecta, Lepidoptera, Papilionidae. The record is from RefSeq and is a predicted model, not a curated record. The transcript is spliced from 6 exons. Gene Ontology annotation, molecular function: oxidoreductase activity. The coding region runs from base 97 to 1359 and encodes 420 amino acids.
CUUGAUCACUGUGAGUGGUGUUGUCGAAAGGUAGACUCCAUUCGCGGACUGCGCGAAUAAAAAUAUUUACAUUUUUUGUGUCAACUGUUUGUUACCAUGGAUUUAACGGUGAAUCAAUUUGUUGACGGUCUACUAAGUAAGGAGGCUUAUGAAACUCCUUCAGAUUCCGUCAAAGAAGAAGAUUUGGAAAUGAAUUUGCCAGAAUGGUUUGAUGAAAAUCUAUAUGAUAGGGGUCGAAGUUUCUUCUGGAGGUUUAGCUUCGGGCUAGCAGGUGCGAUGACAUCAGGUCUAAUCUCUGUAUUCUCUGUGCCAACGAUACUGGAAGUGUUAGUGGGCUCACGACGAUCCUCAUCAAAGUACACGGCAUUCAAACGCUAUUUAUCAACAUUUCUGCACGUUAUGUCAUGGUUCCGAUAUGAUUUGAAGCCUGAUAGUGUUUCCUGGAAAUCAAUAUACGCAGUUCGGUCUCGUCAUUUGAGGAGCGGACGUGCGGCACGUUUGAAGAACAAGGGUACUGUUUCCCAACGUGAUUUGGCUCUCACACAAUUCGGGUUCAUCGGAUACGCGGUGCUUAAGCCUGAUCGUAUCGGCGUCACCCAGCAGGAAGCGGAUGAUUGGGAAGCAUACAACCAUUUAUGGAGAGUCAUUGGUCACUUGUUGGGAAUAGAAGACAGGUACAACAUAUGCCGUAAAAAUAUAGAUGAAACCCGUCAGGUUUGCCAAUUGAUACUGGACCGCGUGUAUACCCCGUGCCUGGAGAACGUACCGGAGUACUUCGAGCAUAUGGCGCGUGUUAUGAUGGACGGCAUGUGGGCGGUGAACGGCACCAUGGAAUCAGGGAGUCAGAUGUACUUGACGAAGAACUUGGCGAAUGUCCCCGGGUACAUUUUGACUGAAGCUGAGAGAAUUGAUUUACAAAGACGCAUUAGGGAGCAACUAAAUGGAAGACACCCUGAUAUUGGCGUGGAUUCAUCAUUAUUAGUAGAAAAAGCAAGAGUCGAGGGUCUACCGGAGAGGUCACCUCGGUUACUUUAUCUCAAAGACUACGAUACCUUGGACAAUGCGCCAGAAUAUAAGAAACUAUCGCUAGCCGCUAAAUACAAAUUAGCCCUUUUGUCCAUAUUCAUGGCAUUUUACAAUACAAAUAUUGGUCGAGUGUUAAUUAACGGAUAUUUUCUUUUUUCAAUUCACUUGACAGAAUAUUUUCCAUACGUAGCUUUUUUUAUAUACGGAAUUAAGAAUUCUUAUGUCAAUAUAUUUGUGGAAUCCCCCUUGGAUGAUACACCCGCUAAACCUAAUUCUGAAUACAAUAAGCCACAGACUACACCCUGGUAUAAUUCCCUACUGGCAUUUUGGUAAAUGUGCGAUAUUUUUUUAAAUUCAUGCGAUGGGACACAAACCUCCUGAAUGUGAAUCGCCUUACAUGACGUCAUCAAAUUAAAAAGAAAGAUAUAUUAAAAAACAGCACAGAUUAAUCUUUUUUUUUAAUUAUUUAUAUACAGGAUAAAUUACGUUCUUCUGACAAAGUAAAAAAAAAUCAACAUUUUUAAAUACAACAGGUAUUAAUUCUUCUGACAAAGUAAAAAAAUAUUGA